AGGAAGAGAUGUUGGAUCGGCAACAGGGGCGCAAACAGGAAGUGAGAGGCCGCCUCUCUUGCAGUCGUGGGGGGUGCGCUGGAGCUGGACGAGCGGCCGGGAAGGAGGCUCGAGAGACCUGACUGCCUAGCGCCAGAGAGGCUGGUGGCAGGAACAGCUUCGAGCUCAUUCACAAAAGCGCUGGCGAUGGAAGAAGGAACUGAAGAACUGAGACAAAGAAAAAAGCUCAACUGUACAGAACCUGAAGAAAGACGUCCUGAAAAAAACAAUGAAGAAAGCAAAAAGUCAAAAAAAUCCGUGCGAUAUGCCUCAAUUCCACGUUUUGCAAAGCUUUUCUUUGGCUGUCUUGCUGCAAUUUUGAGUGGAAUCAUGUAUGCAAUAUACCUCUCAACAUACCACGAGCGCAAAUUCUGGUUUUCUGGAAGGCCGGAGCUUGAACGAGAAAUCACAUUCCAGGGUGAUAGUGCCAUAUACUAUUCAUUUUACAAAGAAUUGUUAAAGGCGCCUAACUUUAAAAGAGGUAUCUAUCAUCUCAUCCACGACAACAGAACUCUGUCACUGAAGACCAUGAAUGCAGCACAGCAGAUGACUUUGUAUCCAGAGCUGAUUGCCAGCAUCUUAUAUCAAGCGUCUGGUAGUGAAGACGUUAUUGAGCCAGUAUAUUUUUACAUUGGUAUAGUGUUUGGGCUGCAAGGGAUCUAUGUGACUGCAUUGUUUGCAACCAGUUGGCUCAUAAGUGGAACUUGGCUAGCAGGGAUGCUAACGGUUGCCUGGUUCAUCAUUAACAGAGCUGAUACUACAAGAAUAGACUAUUCUCUGCCUUCUAGGGAAAACUGGGCUCUGCCAUAUUUUGCUUGUCAAGUUGCAGCUCUAACAGGUUAUUUAAAGAACAAUGUAAACUCUUCAGCUGAGAAAUUUUGCUACAUGUUGGUGAGUGCUUCAACGUACACUUUUAUGAUGAUGUGGGAAUAUAGUCACUAUCUACUAUUUGUCCAGGCCAUCUGUCUUUUUCUGCUAGAUAUCACUGGGCUCACACAGGCAGAGAAGGUACAUGACAUAUAUAAAAUCUACCUGUUUUCUCUCUUCUUGGGUUAUAUGUUACAAUUUGAAAAUCCAACUCUACUGGUAUCUCCUCUACUAAGCCUGGUUACAGCUGCUCUGCUGGGAAAAUAUCUUCAGAUGAAUACAAAAAAAGGGACACUUCUUUCAAGGAUGCUGAAGGUCAUUUACUUUUAUUUGGUCUUCACAAUAACAGUGACUUUGAAUCUUGCAGUGAAGACAUUAAUUUCCCAUAAGGAAAAUGAACACAUAAUGAAAGUUCUUGAAGUAAAAUUGGGUUUAAACAUAACUAAGAACUUCACCAUUAAUUGGCUUCUUUGCCAAGAGUCCCUUCAGACCCCAUCCCAAGACUUUUUUCUACGCCUUACUCAGUCCUCGCUGUUGCCUUUCUACAUUUUAGUGCUAAUUAUUUGCCUUGUCUCUGUUGGUCAAGCUGUCUUUAGAAGAACUAUUGGUAAACCAGUCAGUGAAACAACUGUGCUUGAGAGUGGGAGAAUUGGAGAACGACCAGAAGUUGUGUAUCAUGUACUUCACACAAUUUCACUGGGGUUGCUUGCCAUGAUGAUGGAAAGAAUGAAAUAUGUGUGGACUCCUUCCGUUUGCAUGAUGGCUGCAUUUGGAGUUUGCUCCCCUGAGCUUUGGACGACACUUUUCAAGUGGUUCCGACUGAAGGCUGUACAUCCCAUUGUGCUGGCUCUCAUCCUGAGUAUGGCAGUGCCAACUAUCAUCGGCUUCAGCUUGUGGAAAGAGUUUUUUCCUAGGAUAAUGACAGAACUUUCAGAACUGCAAGAAUUUUAUGACCCUGACACAGUUGGACUCAUGACUUGGAUCAAGAGGCAGGCACCUAUUGCGGCUGUAUUUGCUGGCAGCCCACAGCUAAUGGGUGUGAUCAAAUUGUGUACUGGAGGGAUGGUGACAAAUCUGCCCCUGUAUAAUGAUGAGGACCUACUCAGGAGGAAUGAGCAUAUUUUUCAGAUCUAUUCAAAAAGAUCUGCUGAAGAUAUUUAUAAAAUACUCACAUCAUACAAAGCUAACUAUUUGGUUAUAGAGGAUUCCAUUUGCAAUGAGGUGGGGCCUGUGAGAGGAUGCCGUGUCAAAGACCUGCUGGAUAUCGCCAAUGGCCAUGUGUAUUAUGAAGAAAGUGACAGUUAUGGCUAUUCAAAAUAUGGACGAUUUUGUCAGGAAAUCAAAAUGAACUAUUCUCCAUAUGUGAAUUACUUCACUCGAGUAUACUGGAAUAGGUCCUAUUUCGUAUAUAAAAUCAACACUGUAAUAUCUUUCCAGUCCUGAGAAGACAUGGAGAUGACAUUUUUGAAGAUUGCCUGUGUUUGAAGAAUUCUUCAAUGGGAUGAGCUUAUUUACAAACUGUUCUUUUAUACUGUAUAUGCAUUACAGACAUGCCAGAGACACAUCACUGAGAGGGUACAAUAUGCCCACUUCUUGGUGUAUGUUACUGGAAUACUGCAGACUGACUACAGCAAAGCAAAAAAGAGGAAUAACUCCCAGGCCAUGGAAAAUACAAGAUGUGACAGGUUUCCUUGUUUUUAAAUACCUCUCCCCAGCUCUUCUGAUUUUCAUGAUCUUAUUAUGCCAUUGAUUUCUCUGAUCUCAUUUUAUAGCAAUGCCUGUCUUCAGCUAGAUUUAUUUUCAUUAAUAAAUGCAAAAAAGCCCCUUGUGAACUUGCUGAGCAUGAUCCUCAAGUUAUGCACAUAUAUCUGGGAUUAGGGCAGUGGGGGUAGGGAAAGAAUGCUCUGUUAUUUUUGUAGCUUCAGUCUCCUACCAAAUACUUGAAAUUCAUGGAAGCUGGAAAACUGGGGUACCACUUUUUGAGUCAGAAAAAUGCUGAAGAUAAAUAGGGUUAGGAAGGGGAAAUAAGUUUUCCUUUGGCUGAGCUUUGAUUCAUUUUAAUCAUGGCUGCUAUCUAUGAGUUGAAUUUGAUUCAAGACAUUGUUAAAUACCUCUUUGAUUUCUGAUGGUGCAUGCUUGUACCAUGUCUUCAAAGACUGUUCUCUAAGAAGGAAGCAGAUCAUGUGCAUUAUUUGUCUAUAAGCACUGUCCCUAAGAAGUACUGGAGUAAAUACAGAUUAUUUCCUUUGAAAUAUGUACACAAUCAUUUGUUUUAGGCAGAUAUCGUCAUCUUCUUAUGGAGACCACUUAGAAGAAGAAGAAGAUGAAUAUAUCUGCCUAAAAGUUCCCCCUCUAAACAAGACAAGGUUAAAGGCUUAAAUUCAAGGAUAUUUAGCUUAACUGUUUUGUAGGACCAUGUUUAUUAUGAUAAAUGGGAUUUACCAUUUUUCUCUAGUUAGAGGCUGCAUUCAGAUGUCAUAUUAAGCCAGGAAUCCUGGCUCAAUAAGUCAUGAUGUGAAUGAACAUGCUAGUGCAUGGAAACUGUUUGCUCCUUCCUUUGUGUAGCAAAACCAGGAAGGAAUAGCUGAAAUGUGUCCAGGCAACCCAUAAUCCAUGUUUUAAACCAGGACUCAGUUGGUUUAUCAACCAUAGCUUGUUUAAACUCACUUAAAAAUAAGUCUGGGUUUGGACUGCAGUACAUAGUGAACCAUCUUUGCCUACCCUACCCACUAAUGUAAGAAGCACACUGCUUAUUCACAUCAUGGUUUAUUAAACCUGGAUUCCUAGCUUAAUGGGCCAUCUGGACAUGGCCAUUUUCUUAUUAAAACUAUACCUGUAAGCUGGAAUUUAAAAGUCACACACUGAAGAACAAGCUGAUAACAGCAUGUUGUGUUUGGGCUGAGUUUCUUGCUUGAAUAAAUGCAUAUUCCUAUGUUGAUUUUCUAUGAUAGUAUUUCUCGCCAUAUCUUUUUUUCCCUCACUGUCGAUGCUCUUUGGCAAGUACCUGCUCAGCCUAGAAUUGCAAUUCAUCAAUUGACUUUAUUCAUCCACAGUACAUAACUAGGAGAAUAACCAUGCAGAGCAAAAAAUGUUACUGUGUGAAUAUUUCAUCAUAUGCUUGAUAUGUGGUACUUAACAGUAGGCUAACGAUCAGUGCUGCCUUGGUUUAUAUCUAUCAAUCAAACUGGAUUCAGGAUUGCAAAUGUCUAUUAUUAACUUCAUUCAGUUGAGGUUGAAGGUCGACCUGCCAUUGGGAAUAGUCAAUUCAGUAGACAGAACUUCUUUGUCAGCCCCUCUAGAUGUCUUGGACCAGUUCCCAGUGUGCUGGCUGAGGAAUGCUAGAACUUGUAGUGCAACACACCUGGGGAAUAUCAGGUUGGAGAAGGCUGAUGUAAAGCAUACUGAGGGUCUGAUUUGUGUGUGGAAAUUGAUAUAUUGUGUUGCUAAAUGCUUGCCUGAAAAAUGACCUUUUAACAGGUAUAGCCUUGAUGUAUUUAUGUUUGGAAUAUUUGUAUAUGUGCGACAGCAAUUAUCUGUAUUCUUUACAACUACACUUAUGCCUUUGAAUUUUUAAAAGCUGCAUCAGUAAAUGACAAAAUAGCCACAAAGGAAACAAUUUUUUAAAUAUUACCUCAUACAGCUAGAAAUGUUGCUGUUCUGACUAUUUUUCAGAGUAACUCCCUAAAACUCCCAGUUGAUCAGGUAUUACCAUUGUGCAUGCAAUCUCUCUUAUUUCACUUUCGGUUCUGAGCAACAUAGAAGUAAAGGAAACUACUGGUACAUGCGUAACAAACACUGGUUGCGGAGUAAUACCAGUGUGGCUGAGGAGCGCUAACAGAAUGCCAUUUGUGGGAGAGUAACAAACACCCCUAAAUGUUCCUGAAUUCCAUUUGGACUUCUGUCCUAGCUAGAUUGCCUUGGCUUCUUCAGUGCUACUAGUUCCACUAAAUUUGCAGGGAUAUUUCAAAUCCUGAAAUGGACUCCAUUUGACUUUAAUUUAUUUUAAAAAUAAAUUCCACAUAGUGAAGAUAAGUUUGCCUUCCAGCCUGAUCCUUUGUUCAUAUCUUAUUUGAGAUACAUUGUAGUGCAUUUAAAUAGCAAUGCUGCUUACUCUCUCUCUUUUCUAUUGAUCGUACUUGAAGUGUACUGAAAUCUUUGUGUGUUAAGUUCCAGAUAAUUGUCACAUCAUUGAGUUGUUGCAACACUUUGAAGAAAGAAUGUUACUGUGGGUACAAGAGGGAAACGUUUGAUAGCCUGCAGUUGGAGAGUGACACUUUCACAAAACAUUAAGUGUUAGACUGCACAUUUGGUCAGACUUUUAUUAGACUAAAUAAUGAUUUGAUUAUUGUGUAAAAUGUGUAAAAUGCAGCAUUUUUCAGUUAUUCCCUAAAAGCUUUGGGUGUGAUAAAAUUUGGAAACCUUGCAAAAAUCAUCAUCAGUAGCUGUUUGCCACACAUACCUGCUUGGAGUCUAAUGAAAGGAGGAAUAAUUGUAAUUCUUUAAAAAUAUUUUGUGGGAACAUUCAAGCCUCUUGCUGUCAAUGUUGUAAUCCAGUUGGAAAAUGUGCCUUGUAAACUUUUAUUAAA
This is a messenger RNA of Varanus komodoensis (Komodo dragon), 5492 nucleotides long. RefSeq names its product dpy-19 like 4 (gene DPY19L4). Gene Ontology annotation, cellular component: nuclear inner membrane. Bases 187 to 2349 code for a protein of 720 amino acids. The record is from RefSeq and is a predicted model, not a curated record. The transcript is spliced from 19 exons. Gene Ontology annotation, molecular function: mannosyltransferase activity. Lineage: Eukaryota; Metazoa; Chordata; Lepidosauria; Squamata; Varanidae.